This is a messenger RNA of Purpureocillium takamizusanense, 1058 nucleotides long. RefSeq lists its product as uncharacterized. NCBI's taxonomy places the organism in Eukaryota, Fungi, Ascomycota, Sordariomycetes, Hypocreales, Ophiocordycipitaceae. The coding region runs from base 263 to 757 and encodes 164 amino acids. The transcript has 3 exons. The record is from RefSeq and is a predicted model, not a curated record. Gene Ontology annotation, cellular component: mitochondrion.
GUACACUCACUCAAUCAGAUGCAUCGUGCGCAGUACAGUAUCUUACACCAACCCAGGCGGCGGCGCUAGCCUUAAAGCCGACCAGUUAUAUGCGCUACAAUCACCCCGCCCAUGAUUGGUUGAUUGCGCUUACCUAAAGGCUUGAGCCCCAGCCCCGACCUGCGACAACCUCACUUUGGCCCUCCCAGAGUUGCGGCGCCCCGGCCUUUCUUGGGAGCUUCGUUCCAUUCGACCCUCAAUUGACGACGCCAGCCCUGCCAACAUGCUCGCCGCACGACAACGAGCAGGCCAGAUGGCCCGUCAGCUGCAGCGGACAUGCCGCGGCUACGCCUCCGACGCCCACAAGCCCGCCGCCGCCGCGGCCACCGAGUCCUUUGGGGCGGGAUCCAAGGCGACGGUUGCGCUCUUCUUCGGCAGCGUGCUCGUCUACCAGUUCGCGCCCAGGAAGGGCGAGGAGUCGGCCAUCACGAACCUCAUCCACAAGUACACCUCGCAGGCGGAGGACUGGGAGGAGAUCAACGCGCUACACACAAAGGCCAUGGAGCAGGCCGGCUUCGACCGCAACCUGUUUGAGAACGCCUCCAACAAGCACAGAUACGUCGACGUCGCCUUUCCCGAAGCUUUCCAAUCCCAUGCGCCGCGAAACAUCCAGGCCGGCCACUUGAUCAACCUGGACCACGUCGUGGAGCACUACAAGCAGCAGCACGUCAAGGAUGAGGAGCGCAAGGCCAAGAAGCUGGCGGAGCGGGAGGCUUGAGAGGCUGGCGGUAUUGAGGAUGAAGCAGCAGUAGGGCCUGGGAGACGGAGGAAUGUACAUCAGAUCAGGGCGUGGCAUAGAACCUGACGAGCGUCACAUCCAAUGCGGAGACGUGAUUUCUUCUUUGUUCAACACUCUGUGCAACUUGGCCUCCUCCCCAUUAUCCGUGAUGUAAUGGUAGUGGUUGGUGUCGGGCUAUUUGCGCUGGCACUGAGAGCGUUGGUCUUCCAGACAAUGAGCCCCUUGAGGUAGAGAGAGUCAUCCGGCUCCCGAUAUAGCUUUAACGUGUCAACAGCCCCAA